UGAGUCAACCCGAUAAUAGCAAGAAGAAGAAAAAUGGCAGGUACUGGCCGCCAUAAUUGACUAAUCGCGAAUCCACAUGCAAACAUGACCUCCUAGCUGAUCUCCUUAUUCAGGACGAUGGUACGUCCACGGGAUGUAAGCAGUGACUGAGAAUCAUGGGAGUUUCGCAGGUGCUGCUGGGAUUCGCCGGUCUGACGGCGGGAAUCGCAGUGAUUGGCAACCUCCCGGUCACGUGGUUUAUGUCAGCGGAAAAAGCAACGUUAAAGUACCUGGAGAAAAGCCGUCUUCAGACGAUUGAAACUAACCCAAGGACAUUUAAUGCCAAAGAAUUGUGGAAGGACAACGGCGCGGUCAUAAUGGCCGUGCGGAGGCCCGGAUGAUCCAUGUGCAGAGAGGAGGCCAUUAACCUCUCCUCUCUGAAGCCUCGUUUUGAUGCUCAUGGAGUUACCUUACACGCGGUUGUCAAGGAGACUCUGGGUGUCGAGGACUUCCGGCCCUAUUUCAAGGGCGAUGUCUUUCUAGAUCCUGAGAAAGUGUUCUACGGUCCUAAAGAGAGAUGGUUUCCAGUCCUCGGAGUGCUUAGGUUCAACUUCAUCCGCCAUGUUUAUGCAUUAUCCAAGAAAAACAUCCCGGGAAAUCUGAAGGGGGAGGGACUACUACUUGGGGGUGUAUUUGUAAUUGGGCCGGGACAGAGCGGUAUUUACUACCAGCACCAUGAGAUGGAGUUCGGUGACCAUGCCAACCUGACGGAAGUCCUAGAAGCUGUGCAAAGGAUCGAAAAGGACGCGUCUAAAAGACAAUAAGGAUCAGGAUAUUUGCUCUUCCGGUGCAUUUUAGUGCAGCUAUUAAAAAAACAUUACAAGUAACAAUGUUUUGGAUAAUAGAAGAGUUUUCGUUGUGCUUUGAUGUGUUCAUUCAUUUUUAGAUCGUUCUGUUCUUAAUUAAUUUGUAACCCAUCCAUGAUAAUAAUAAUGUUUAGAAAUUAUGACAUUUUUCAGCUAAUAUUUUGUCAUGACAUAAGUCAUUUAUGAAUAACUGGAUGAUAUAUUGCAUUUGAAUUUACUUGUCCUUAGUAGGAACAAAUCUCCUCUAAGAUAAAACAAACGAGUGUACAUAUAUGUAUAUAUAUAUAUGUCACUCUUUUGUUGAAAAAAAAAAUAUUUAAUAUGUUAUUAGACAGAGUUGUCUCUCGUAUCCUAGGGACAGGGUACCUGAAAUGAAGACAAUUCCUAAUAAAAGCACGUUGCUAGCCUCGAAAUUCUCUUUUUUAAAAAUGACUUAUGAUGUUUGACCUUGAAAUUCACUAACCGAGGUCGAACAGAUGGCGACAUUUAUAAGAGUUUUCGGGACCAAGACGUCGUGCUAUUAUUAGACCAUGCCUAAUCGGUUACAGUCAAUUCUGUUUCAAAUUUAUGCAAACUGUAAAAAUUAUAACAUAAUGAAAUUAAAAUUGAAAUAAAAUAUACAAAACCC
This is a messenger RNA of Magallana angulata, 1473 nucleotides long. Its product is annotated as peroxiredoxin-like 2A. The transcript has 6 exons. The record is from RefSeq and is a predicted model, not a curated record. NCBI's taxonomy places the organism in Eukaryota, Metazoa, Mollusca, Bivalvia, Ostreida, Ostreidae.